Molecule: messenger RNA, 366 nt
Organism: Rotaria socialis
Lineage: Eukaryota; Metazoa; Rotifera; Eurotatoria; Philodinida; Philodinidae
Source: the annotation of a GenBank genome assembly
AUGUCGAACAACCGUGUUUAUACCGUGGGCGGGGGCUCUCUAGACAUCGUUGGCGAUCGUGAUGUUAGUGCUGAUUUUAUGUUGGGCACGCCACAGGCUACAGGAGCACUCGUCUGGGUUCAGAAUACAUACGCAUCCCAAUACAAUCAUGCUGUUCGAUGUUGGGAAGCAUUUGAUGGUGCCAGUAAAAAGAGGCGAAUGCAUGGAGGUCAUCUAUUAUUAUAUAGAUGGCUUAUAUUCGCUGUUGUCAUUGUCUCGUUUGUGUUGGGUGGUCUGAGUAACCAAGUUCAAGCCUAUAUUGCAUUUCCAAUCGUUGCCACAGUGAUCUAUAUGAAUUUGACCAUAUGGAAUUGGCAUGUAUUUUGA